CAUAGAAAUGGGUCUUGGUUUUGAGUGACACUUUGCGACGCACGACCGCUUUUCUUUUUGCGAAGCCAAUUUUUUGUGUGUGUGUGUUGACGUCUCUUGGCGAUCUAUUCAAGUGAAAUAGACACAAAAAGAGUGCCUCAAAAUGAGAACUGUUUUAACAUUGACACUCGUCGGGAACAUCAGCGUCGUAUUAAUUGCUUUCGUUGUGACGAUGACGGUUGCAAUCCAACGUCCAGAUUCUGUGCGCCAUGAAUUCAGCCGACCCAAUCGCGUCAGCCGUUUCCAAGCGACGGUACCAUCCGAACAGUUUUCGAUUCAUCAUUUCCGGUCCGUCAAUCCAUCCUCCGGAUUGGAAGGUUGGUCUUCAACUUCUUCGGCAGGAUCGCCAUCAACCGUCAAGGUUCUUCCUUCUGGUUACCAUCGACAUGGCAGGCAGCCCAGAUUCGCAUCGCAGUCUAAAGUGUUACGGCUGGCCGUCUUGGCUCCCAAAGAUCCUCGACAUCAAUUCUCGCUCUUCAAAAUCCUUCCGGCCAUCACUCUGGCCGCCAGGACCAUUGAACGGAGUAGUAGCAAUACAAACGGCAGCAACAAUGGCCCGCUGCCUGGCUGGAAAAUUCAAAUUAUCGAUCGUGACUCAAACUGCUCCUCCAUCUACGGACCUCUAGAAGCAGUCGGCCUUUACAAUAACAAAUCUCUAGAUGUGUUCCUGGGUCCCGUCUGCGAGUACGUCAUAUCACCCGUGGCCAAGUACGCCGGUGUAUGGAACAUUCCGCUCCUAACAGCUGCCGCCCAGGCGGACGGUUUCAGUCACAAACAGCCCAACUAUCCACUUCUAACGAGAAUGAUGGGCUCUUACAGGGAAGUGGGGGCGGUCAUGGUUCAAAUAUUGGCGCGGUUUGAUUGGCGUGUGGUGGGCAUGCUGUACCACAAUCACGACGUCGGUAAGAGUGCGGGCAAUUCUCCGUGUUAUUUCGCAUUGGCGGCCGUUUACGGCCAACUGGACAAACAGGGACACAAGUCGGUGCACAAGAGUUUCGACGAGACUAACGGCAGUGUCAACUUCACCCAACUGCUCCUGCACAUUGGCGAACGCUCGCGGAUCAUUGUACUGUGCGCCGGGCCUCGCAAGAUCAAAGAGAUCAUGCUGGCGGCCGAAGAGCUCAACAUGGUGGCCAGCGGCGAGUACGUCUUCUUCAACAUCGAACUACUCAACAGCAAUAACGCGACCCUCAAGCCUUGGUACAGCAAGAGCGACACGGAGGCACAGAAUAAUCGAUCACGAAGAGCCUACGAGGCACUGUUAACCGUGUCGGCAAGGGUCCCGGAUACAGAGCAAUACCGCGAUUUCAGCGACGAGGUGAAACGCAUCGCCCGCGACGAGUUCAACUACACUUACGACGAGGAUCCCGUCAAUCCGUUUGUUGCCGCAUUUCACGAGGCCGUCCUCCUCUACGCUAUCGCCUUGAACGAGACCCUGGCGGCCGGCGGGAACGUGUCCAAUGGGACGGCCAUCACUUCGCGCAUGUGGGGCCGCACGUUUGUCGGUAUUAGCGGCAACGUCAGCAUGGACGAAAACGGGGAUCGCAAUGCCGAUUAUUCCCUACUCGAUAUGGAUUCCGUAACAGGAGUCUUUCAGGUAGUGGCCAACUAUUACGGCGUAUCGAAGCAGUUGGUUGAUGUUCCAGGUCGUCGCAUUCACUGGGCAGGAGAUAGAAACGGCCCUCCUCCGGAUACGCCUACCUGUGGAUUCGACAAUAAAAAAUGCCCUGAUGAAACUACGGCCAUUUACGCGAUCAUCACCAUAGUGCUGUCAUCCGUCGUUGUAGUCCUCAUCAUCACAUCAGCAUUCAUUUAUCGGCAUUACAAAGAGGAAGCAGAAAUAGCGUCCAUGACUUGGAAAGUUGCGUGGAGCGACGUCGUCCUAUUCAACGGAGAUCGCACAGGUCGAGUAAGCGGCGGACAGGCCGGAACUGGGAAGUGCGGUAGCCGAUUGUCCAUCGGUCGCAACAGUAUAUUGAGCAACCUGUCGACUGAGAUGGUGGGAAACUUUGCUUCUAACAAGCAGCUCUUCAUUCAAACGGCCAACUACAAAGGCAUGGUGGUGGCCGUCAAAGCCAUCCCCAAGAGCAAAGUGGAACUCAAUCGGCCUCUACUGCUGGAACUGAAGCGGAUGAAAGAUGUGACUCACGAUCAUUUGGUGCGCUUCAUCGGUGCCAGCGUUUCGGCGCCUCAUUGCUGUCUUCUCACAGAAUACUGCCCAAGGGGCUCUCUCGAGGACAUCCUAGAAAACGACCAGAUCCAGUUGGAUGCCAUGUUCCGCCGCAGCUUGAUACACGACAUCGUUAAAGCAAUGGCCUACAUUCAUUCAUCGGAAAUCCGUUCGCACGGUAACCUCAAAUCGAGUAACUGCGUCGUGGAUAGCCGUUUCGUGCUGAAAGUGACCGAUUUCGGGCUGUACUCGUUGCGUUUGCCAACCGACGAAGAUGAUGCUACCAACGAUUGCAAUUCAUAUGCCUACUGGAAGCGCAAAUUGUGGACAGCACCCGAGCUACUACGAAUGGAACAUCCCUUAACGGAGGGAACGCCAAAAGGCGACGUCUAUUCAUUCGCCAUCAUCGCUCAUGAGAUCCUCGUCCGACAGGGACCUUUUUACCUGGCCGACAAUGAUCUCAGUCCCAAAGAAAUUAUCGGUCACGUCAAGAAUGGUCCACCGCACGGAAACAAACCGCCAUUUCGGCCAUCGAUCGAGGACGAUCUAGGCGACGAGGAAGUGGUUCAAAUGAUGAAACGUUGCUGGAUGGAAGAUCCUAACGAACGGCCGGACUUCCAAGUCCUCAAAGCUACGAUCCGCCGUCUCAACAAAGAUAACGAGAGCGGCAACAUAUUGGACAACCUGCUCAGCCGCAUGGAGCUGUACGCCAACAAUUUGGAGCAGCUCGUCGAAGAGCGGACGGCCGACUAUUUGGAGGAGAAGCAGCGCUGCGAGGAGCUACUCUAUCAACUGCUGCCAAAGCCAGUUGCCAGUCAGCUGAUUGCUGGGCAGUCGGUAUUAGCGGAGACGUUUGACAAUGUCACGAUCUAUUUCUCAGAUAUCGUCGGUUUCACCGCCCUAUCGGCCGAGUCCGCCCCUCUCCAAGUUGUGGAUCUCCUCAACGAUUUGUAUACUUGCUUUGAUUCCAUCAUCGAGAACUUUGAUGUCUACAAGGUGGAAACGAUCGGCGAUGCGUACAUGGUCGUUUCAGGACUGCCGGUCAGGAACGGUAACUUACACGCCCGUGAAAUCGCACGUAUGUCGCUUCGGCUGCUCCAAGCGGUCGGCCACUUUCGCAUAAGGCAUCGACCCAACGACCAGCUGAAACUGAGGAUCGGACUUCAUUCAGGCCCUGUGGUGGCCGGCGUUGUUGGUUUGAAAAUGCCGCGCUACUGUCUUUUUGGCGACACUGUCAACACAGCGUCCCGCAUGGAAUCCCACGGACUUGCUUUAAAGAUACACGUCAGUCCUGCGACAAAGGCUCUUCUAGAUUCUUUCGGCACUUUCCGAUUGGAAUUGCGAGGCGACGUCGAAAUGAAGGGCAAAGGCAUCGUUACGACGCAUUGGCUGCUGGGUGAGACGACGGAUCUACCAUCGGCGCCUACCGCGAUCACUCCCAAUUUGACGUCAACCUCUGCCAAAGUCUAGCCCCUUUCUUUUUAUUAUCACUUUCUAUUUAUAUUGUUUGUUUAUUCAUUUAUUUUUUCACGUUUUCAAACAAACCCCCAUCAUUCCCUUUGGCCUACGGUGUCCCCCUGAAUUCGUUCAUCACCUCAUCCCGUAUUAUUAUUCCCUGUAUCGCAUCCACAAGAAAUUUUAUCUGCUCCCCCUUUUUUAAGAAAACCUUGCCUAUCCACCUGCAGUAUUUAUAAAACCCUUAAAGGCACAUGUGUUGAAUGAAUCGUAUUCUAGUCAAAACAUUCACACACAAAAAAGAUUAAGACCCAACACAUCGGGAGCAGAUCUCUUGUCGAUGUCAAGGAUGUGUAUUUUCAAAUUUUAGGUUUUACAUCAUAUAUUAUUACAUGGUUAUUAUACGCUGUCUCUUUCAAUUGCCAUUGCUGUUUGAUUGUUUUCGAUUUUGGACCACGAUUUUUUCUCCCUAUUAUCCCCCAACGUAUAUGCUGU
This is a messenger RNA of Daphnia carinata, 4159 nucleotides long. RefSeq names its product atrial natriuretic peptide receptor 1-like. Gene Ontology annotation, molecular function: peptide receptor activity; guanylate cyclase activity; ATP binding. NCBI's taxonomy places the organism in Eukaryota, Metazoa, Arthropoda, Branchiopoda, Diplostraca, Daphniidae. Gene Ontology annotation, cellular component: membrane. Gene Ontology annotation, biological process: receptor guanylyl cyclase signaling pathway; intracellular signal transduction; protein phosphorylation. The coding region runs from base 143 to 3679 and encodes 1178 amino acids. The record is from RefSeq and is a predicted model, not a curated record. The transcript has 23 exons.